AAAUCUGGUUGCAGAUCAGAUGGUUCUAUGGUACUACAAUUACUGCUAUGGGAUCAACUCACAUACAAUACUGACAUGUAGGCCUAUCCCUAGCCAAAGAAACUUCAUCCUCCCUCCUUUUCUUUGCUCCAAAAUUAAAGCUUACAGUAUGUUUGUCCUCUUGGACAAGGUGCUAAAUCCAUAUUUCUGAUGAAGUGUCUGUCAUUUAUUAAAGGCUUAGGCCAUUUUAGAGUUAUUUUACCAAUCACACAUGGAAACGUAUAUUGUUUUGAAAUUCUCACUUUUCAAAAGUAGGUUGUCAUAUUAUGCACUUAGUGGUGUGUCAAUUUCCUUGAAAGACUGACAUUUGGUUGAAAGACGGAUAUUCUUAACCACUAAAAGGACACACUGACUACGAAACACUUUUUCUGAUGAGGUUUUGGUCUGUAUGCAUACUUCCUUCAAAUAACAUAAUAGGCUACUAUCACUAUGGCUUGUGGUGUUAAAAUUGAGAAAUAAAUACAGUAGCCUACAUACAUGACGGACCAUUAAACGGCUAUACAUCACACGUUGUGCCACAGCUUGUCUGUGAAAGUUGUGGCUAAAAGGGUAACUGCAUGACUUCCUUCCUGUUGCGUACAUAGUUCCCUAAAAUAUUUGAUUACCUACUGAAUGAUUUGAUUCUAACCCAGACAAGAAUAAUGAAUCUGCAGUUGGACGGAUGGACAAUCAAGUAGCCUACGUUAGAAAACAUGCUACAGUUGGAUUAUUUUUAGUCUAUAGGCUAGACCUCUCCUGCCCUGCACUAUGGACAAAAAACGUAUCUAUAUUGCAAUUUAAUGAGAGACAUUGUGCGUUGUGGGAAUCAAGACAUUUAGACAAACAGUGAGCUGCAGCUGCUACAGAUUCAGCUUCCUCUUUUUCUGCUGGGAGUAUCAGGGAACCCUUUGGUGUGUUUUAUGACAUUUUUUGUAGUUAAUGUAUUUAACUUUUCUUUUUUGCUUCAAUAAUGAGAAUUACUGUUUUAUGUGAUCAACUCUGUUAAGUGCUUAGUGUGUAUACAGAGCAGCACAUCUAUUAAAAGAAAGAAAAAAAUCAAAUGCGAAGGAUAUUACAGUAUUUCUUAUUGGAGGUACAACAUUGCAAUAGUCUGGAGAAUGAUGUCAAGAGCAUGUACGGUUGGUUCCGUCGACUCUUAGUGAAAAAAGAGUCUCCACAGAGCAGCUCCUCUCCACAUGUACAGGUCAGGACUCCACCCCCUUCUGUCGAUGAUGGUGCCUCAUCAUUGGUUCCCACCUCCACUCCUAACCCACCACCACCUUUUCUGAGCUCUAUGACUCGUUGGAGCCAGACCUACGACUUGUGUGUGUGCCAUAGCCCUGUGGACAUCGAAGAAGCCAUCCGUCUGGCCACUUACCUGGAGAAACCGGCAUGUGGCCUGCGCUGUUUCCUGCGGCAACGUGACGCCAGCGUGGGGGGUGCCAUCCCCACCGAGCUAUGCCAGGCUGUGCAGAGCAGCCAUUGCUGGGCCCUUCUGAUCACCCCCAACUUCCUGCUGGAUGACUGGUGCCAGUACAUGAUGCACCAGGCACUGUCUGAGGGGCCCAUGUCCAACCGGAUCAUUCCCCUGGUCCUAAACCUGUCUUACUCUCAGUACCCAAAGGAGCUACGCUUUUACUACUACAAAGACCUGAGCAAGAACCCAGAGCGAGGCUACACACAGGUGUACAAGACAGUGCUGAAGUACUUGGAGGACAUGGAUGAAAAAGAUGCUGCUAAAGUUGAUUGCAACAUGCACAGUACUAGCAAUAGAUUGGAAGGGGCUUCCUGUUUUCCAAGGACAAAACUGUCAUCAAACUAUCAGAAUUCUGAGCCUCUGCUUUCACUUCAGGAGAUUGAGAGGACAGAGGCUGCAGAUUCAUAGGACUAUUGUACAUCACACUCUGGAGGCUGCUGAGGUGAGAACAGCUCAUAAUAAUGGAUGGAAUGGAGCAAAUGUAAUGGCAUAAAACCCCUGAACCAUGUGGUUGAUGUAUUUGAUACCAUUCAUUACCACAAGCUCGUUCUCCCCAAUUAAGGUACCACCAACCUCCUGUGAAAUCACACGAUAGCUAGAAUAAAGAAGGAGCUGACUGACUUAGGGAAAUCCCCUUACAAAAACAAUCAACUGGGCACACACUGGUUGAAUCAACACUGUUUCUACAUAAUUUCAAUCAAAUAAAAUAAAAUAAUGUUGAACCAACGUAUAAUAGACGUUGAAUUGAGGUCUUUGACCAGUGGGACUGCACUGGUUGACUGAUCUGACAUGACCACAAUUAACUUAUUUUUUUAUAUCGAGUUUCUUAUCACAAAUGUAAAUAUUAAUACAUCUAAUCCAUUUUGUUGUGUGCAGACUUGCGAUCUCAAUGUACACUGAUUCACACAUGGUGCUCAAAAGCCAGAGUUAUGUGCAAUAGUAACCUACUUGGACUGGGUUUUCAGUGGAAUAAUAUGUAACCCAACAUGGGAGAGUGAUGCAAGAUAGUAGAGCAGAACAUCCCUUUGGUACAAAUGAUGUUGCUCUGAUAUGUCAUAACCAAUGAUGUGUAUUAACCCUGGAUGACUAACGGGGCGCUGUAUUGAAGCCACCGGGCAACCAUAUUGGCACUUCUCCUGAAGCGUAAAACUAUUUUGGAAGCUAUAAGAAAUGUAUUUAUUAUUGUCUACAUUAGUUUUUUUUAUAUGAUUAUUCUAUUACAGACACCUUAAUGAAUACUUUAAAAUUACAUUAUGUGAGCUAAACAUAAAAAUUAAAAACUAUAUACAAACAUG
This is a messenger RNA of Oncorhynchus nerka (sockeye salmon), 2790 nucleotides long. It is a transcript of the gene tirap, whose product is annotated as toll-interleukin 1 receptor (TIR) domain containing adaptor protein. The transcript has 3 exons. Gene Ontology annotation, biological process: positive regulation of chemokine (C-X-C motif) ligand 2 production; positive regulation of tumor necrosis factor production; toll-like receptor 4 signaling pathway. The record is from RefSeq and is a predicted model, not a curated record. Lineage: Eukaryota; Metazoa; Chordata; Actinopteri; Salmoniformes; Salmonidae. Bases 1079 to 1903 code for a protein of 274 amino acids. Gene Ontology annotation, molecular function: Toll-like receptor 4 binding; Toll-like receptor 2 binding. Gene Ontology annotation, cellular component: plasma membrane; cytoplasm.